AUGAUCUUCUGGCACAGCGGCGCCAACAGGAACAAGAUACGUUCCUUCGUGGCCAAAGAACUCGGUGCCAUUCGCAACAUCGCUCAGCUUUUUGUUCAAGGCCUGAAAGCCGAUGUGGAGGUUGGCGUCCAGGCAUCGCUUUCUCCGUUUGAUGUCAACCAUACCCUGUGCAGCGACGAAGCUUUGCCAGAGCCUGACAUCUUCAAGCCGCUAGCAGAGGCUGCACAAGUGGAGGUGACACGGCUGGCCAAAGAGUUCCUCUUGGCACGUCCUACAGCCUUGCUGGUGAAGUCACAGCCUCCCGGCGACAAGACCGGAGGCGAGGAUUUGAAUGAGAUCUGGUCCAGGACCAUGCGGCAUUGGUCUGACAAACUCCCGGCUUUGUCUGAAGCGGCUGCCCUCGUCCUGAGUUGCUUCCCGAGCACCGGCGAGAUUGAGCAGAAUUUCAGCUGGCUGCAGCAGUUCUCGGAGGGGUCAUUAAUGAAGGUCCGCCUCGACGGGCCGACAGCCGACCAACUCGUCUGUCGCGAGCCCCACAGCAUCCUCCCGAGAAAGCCGUGCCUGAAACUGCUGCAAGAAUACCGUCGCCUGUUUGCUCCGAGCGGCGGCUCGCAAGGAUGCCGCAGCUCACUGGGUCGUCGGGUUCUGAACGGCCGCCUGAACCCGCUUUCAAGAGCUGGCUUGAAGCGACAGCGAGGGCUGGAGCAGCAGCAACUCUUGCAACAGGCGCCGGCGGAGUCUCAGCCUGAAGACCUCGCUACUUUGGAGGCUGAAGCCGGCGAAUCAGCCAAACGUCGCAGGACUGACAAGCAAGUUAGCCUGACUGCCGCCCUGGAAAAGUACAAGACCAAGAAGGAGGAAUGGGCGACACUUGAUGCUUCGUCCGAAGCAGCCGCUGCUGGCCGCCUGAUAGAAAAAGAGCGGGAGGCUGAAAAACGCUUCGAGAAGAUGAAGAAGAUCGGCGUGGCCAGACUUUCAGCCGUGCGGUCUGAUGUCCUUGCGGCCGACCGCGACCGUUUGAUCAUGGUGGUGCAUGGCCAUGGCUCCAGCAAGACACCGGGCCUGCCUGAUCUUGAACGACUGGGCAAUGCUCGUGCUUGGCCUGAGUCGAUCGAAGUCGAGCGUGACUUCAUCUUCAAGCCGUCUGAGAGUGCUUUCUCGGCUGAUGCUCGCGAGUGGGUGUGGGACAGCAGCUUCACCAACGUCACCGCCUCCAAGUUGGUGAUGAAGCACGUCAGGGAGAAGUCUGACUGGCUUCAAACCGAGCACAGCUCAUGGCGAAAAAUUCGCCAGUCUGUUCGAAACCGUACAGCUGGAGAAGGCCCCCGUCCAGUGCCUGACCCCACAGACCCAUGGUCUGACAAUGACAACAAUGACGUGUCUGAGAACGACGACACGGGGACCUUGGGGACCGUGCCUGCUGACACGGGCAGCACCAGGGCAUGGACUGCCGAAGCCGCCCCAUGGAAUGGCACAACAGUGCAAGGCGGGGCGGCAUCCUCCACGACAUGGGCGUCUGAGCAGCAGCCGUCGUCUGACAAUCAGCAAUGGGCGUCUGAGCGGCAGCAGUGGUCGUCUGACAAUCAGCAGUGGCACGGCUCGGGCUGGCGUUGGCGAUCGUGGUCUGAGUGGCAGGAGGCCGACGGAGACAGCGACGAAGAUUCCAGGGCAUGGGCCUGA
Symbiodinium sp. CCMP2592 is the source of this 1680-nucleotide messenger RNA. NCBI's taxonomy places the organism in Eukaryota, Dinophyceae, Suessiales, Symbiodiniaceae. The record is from the annotation of a GenBank genome assembly.